Molecule: messenger RNA, 1156 nt
Organism: Drosophila subpulchrella
Lineage: Eukaryota; Metazoa; Arthropoda; Insecta; Diptera; Drosophilidae
Exons: 5
Coding region: 19-957 (312 amino acids)
Source: RefSeq, a predicted model, not a curated record
CAAAGAAACAUCGUCACGAUGAAGCAAGGAAAUCUAGAGCAGACUCGCAGUAGACUACAGAAAAUAUUAGAGGCCCAUAAGCCAUAUUACCUGGAUAGGAGCCUUGAGGACCUAUUGCCCAAAUCCUGCAAAGGGUCUCUUCUUAACAAAAAACUAACAAAGUGGAUUAAAUUAGUGUUGGUUACUAUUUUUAUUUUAUUUGGUGUGCAAUACUAUUAUGAGGAAAUGCAGGGAAAGAAUUGUGUUCUUUCUCUGCCACGCCCCCUGCGUUACGCCCUUCGACCUCCCGAAAGAUGUGAUUUUUGUGCCAAUAUUAAAAAUGUGCCGCGUCUUCAAAAUGUAAGCCCUAAAGAAUUUGAGAAAAAGUUCGCUUACAGUGCAGCCCCAGUUAUUGUCAGUGAUGCAACCAAAAAUUGGACAGCAGUUUCGUUAUUCAACUAUUGGUAUUUUCGCGAUGUUUAUGCCAGGGCCAAGCAAAAGCAACACAUAAGGGAGUGCCAGUUCUUGCCUUAUAAAACAGGCUUCUUUGAUAUCUAUGAGGCUUUGGAUAUGCCCAAGGAUCGGGUGGAGUUAAAACCUGGUGAGCAGCCCUGGUAUUUUGGUUGGAGUAAUUGCCAUGCGGAAACCGCAGAGGAAUUUCGGAGGCACUAUGGAAGACCUUAUUUUCUGCCCGAGAGUUCCGAAAAUAAUGCUGUCGAUUGGUUUUUCAUUGGGACCUCUGGUUUAGGGGCACAAAUGCAUAUUGACAAUGUGAGACUGCCAUCGUGGCAGGCUCAGCUGGCGGGCAGCAAGCGGUGGCUACUGGUUCCACCUCCGGAGUGCUACCUGCAGUGCCAGCGAUUCGAUGUGGUGGUCCAGCAGGGCGAUAUAAUUGUGUUGGACACGAACAAAUGGUACCAUCAGACCUUUGUGCAGCCGGGAGCCAUCAGUUUGACCAUUGGGGCUGAGUACGACUAAGUUACAACUAAAGUUAACUGGCUGCCGGGGGUUUUUCCUCGUGACAGGAAACGGCUGCCCCAAACGUCUCCAUACAGUUUGGCCAGCGGGACAAAUAUGGCCAACUGUUACUGUUACAGUAACAAACUUAACUUUAACAUUGCCAUAUUACUCUGCUUUUGCCAGCCGGUUUGUUAAUUAAAUGCCAAAAACACGCAAA